Molecule: messenger RNA, 2394 nt
Organism: Epinephelus lanceolatus (giant grouper)
Lineage: Eukaryota; Metazoa; Chordata; Actinopteri; Perciformes; Serranidae
Source: RefSeq, a predicted model, not a curated record
AUGACAGACACAAACACCUACGAGUGCAAGGUCAGAACACUUCCCGGAAUCAGGAGCAGCAUCAUUCACCUGGAUGUAAUGAAGAAGCCAACUAAACCUGAUUGUUAUGUGGAGGGUGUGGUUGAGUUGGAUCGCAGGGUGCUGUUGAGAUGUAGGGGCACACAAGGCAGCCCCCCCAUCUUGUACAGAUGGUCCAUGUAUGGCACAGACAAGAGCCUCCCCUUUGAUUCCACUGUGGAUUCCACACAAGGUGACCUGUCUUUAACAAUCACCAAAGAAGUUGCCCCAGGGACCUUGGUCUGUACAGCUCAAAACCUUGUGGGCAUGAAGUCGUGUCAGGUAGACCUCAGGUUGAAGACGUCACCAGGCGUUACAAUUACCGCAGCAGUCAUGGGGGCCACGGUCUUCAUCAUCAUCACAGCCAUCAUCGUUUUCUUCUAUAAAAGAAGGAAGGUGGAGAAUUCAGGAAAUGAGAUCUUAGAAGACCAACUGCCUCCCCACAAAUGGCUGCCCAAAAAGGCUUUUCACCAGGCUGUGCCUUCUGGGUUUGCCCCUUGUGCAAGGAAGGUGCGUAAUGUGAAUGUGGAAGAAGUCAAGAUCAAGGCGCAGUGGAAGCAAAAAGAAAAGGAGGAGGAGGAUGUGUUGACUGAGCCUGAGCUGGGAAACUUUGAGUUUUCGGUUCCAGAACAGCUGAUCACAAUCAGCUCAAUCAACUCUGAGUAUAUUCAGUCUGAGGCGCGCACGUUCAUGCUACCUGUGAAGGAGCUGUACAGGGUUCACCUCCAGAGACAAAUAUCCAUGUGUGACUUACAAAUGGAUCACAUGAAACUGAAAAUGACGAAAACCAAACUCAAAAUCCAGAUACUGGAGCACCAGUUAAAGGUGAUCCUGGCUCCGUCUCAGCAGUCUGCCGGUAGCCGACACUCCCAGGGGAGCCAGCUGUGCUCUGUUGUCCACAUCCCUCGGUCUCGCUGUGGUUCUCCAUUGGGCUCCAUCAACAAGAUCACCCCGACUCCUAGUGGGUCUCAGGGCUCCUCUCCUCCGUCCUCGCGGUCCCAUCAGUGUCGCCACACGCAAAUACUCUGGGAAAAGAGGCUGAUCAUUGACCUGUCUUCCCCACAUGGCUCCAACAUCCCGAGCAUCAACAGUCUUAUUCCUAGCCUGGAUUUUUCCAUGCAGUACGCCACCAUUGACCACGCCAUGGCACUGAUCCAUCUGGCGGGACAUGGGGCAUGGCUGUCUGAGGCUGAUAUCACCAGCGCAUUCAAGGUCUUGCCCAUUCACCCUGACUUCCGGUGUUAUUUUGGUGUCUGCUGGAAGGGGGCUUACUACUUCUCCAUGCGCCUCACCUUCAGCUGCAAGAGCAGUCCCAAAAUCUUUGACUCUUUAUCCGAGGUUCUAUGCUGGAUCCUCUCCAACAAUUACAGGCUCCCCUACGUGCUUCAUCUCCUUGACGAUUUUCUUGUCCUGACUCCUCCGUCCUCACCUCCUUGCCACGGUCUCACUACACUGAAGUCCAUAUUUUCUGACCUCAGUGUCCCUCUGUCCGAAGAGAAAACUUCAGGACCUGGCAUGUCCAUUGAGUUUCUGGGCAUCACUCUGGACGCUCUGUCAUUCCAGGCUUCACUGCCCUUGGAGAAAGUGCAGCGCAUCUCGCUGCUCUUGUCUAAUUAUCUCCUGACAGACAGGUGCACCAAACGCCAGCUGCUCGCUCUCCUCGGGCACCUCAAUUAUGCCAUCCGCAUAAUUCCACAGGCAAAAUCUUUUCUUUCUCAACUGCUGACCAAAGCUGCAUCCAUUCCUUCUCUCCACAACCGUAUGGUUCUAGACGACACUUGUAAAAUGGAAAUGCGCAUGUGGCAGCAAUUUCUGUCAUCCUGGAACAGCAUCUCAUUCUUCUACGAUGACUUCAUCACUCAUCCCGAGGAUAUUCAACUCUACACGGACACGGCUCCCUCUGUAGGUUUCGGCGGGUAUUACGGGGGGAGGUGGUUUGCUGCUGCUUGGCCCUCCGAGUUCGAGUCCCUCGAUGCAGAGUCACGCUCUCCCUCGUCUGCUCUGUACGAGCUGUAUCCUGUGAUCAUUGCAACUCUAAUUUGGGGGCAUGAAUGGUCUAAAAAAUGCCCUACUAUUCACUCUGACAACACAGCAGUAGUAGAUAUAAUCAGUAAAGGCCGUUCCCGUUCCCCAGCCAUCAUGCCAUUCACCCGCAGACUCACUCUCAUCUCCGCUCAGCAUCAAUUCAUCCUCCGUGCGUCUCACAUUCCCGGUCACCACAACGCCAUCGCUGACUCACUCUCCUGCUUCUCUUUCCAGAAAUUCAGAUGCUUGGCUCCAGACUCGGAUGUCCAUCCCACACCAAUCCCACCGUUUUCAGUGACCAUAUUCAAUUAA